UUGAGUGUCAAAUACUACUAUUAAUAAAAUCUCCUCUUGCUUCUUCCUGGACCCUUUCACUUUUUUCCUUUUUUAGAUUUUCUAAUCUUCUUUUUGUCUCUUACAUUAUUAUCUCAUUCUCUGCAUGAUUGUUGAUCUUACAGCAGGCGCCAGUACCCAAAUGGGGUCACUGCAAACAACAAGAAAUCUUUCAUGUUUAUGUGUAUCAGUUAGAGGAGGUGUACAGGGUUUGAGUACUGUAGUAAGGCAAGUGGGGUUCAAUUCUUGGUUAUUGCAGGGGCGAAUUAGAAGCAGAAAGAUCCAAUCUUUAUGUGUUAGAAGUUCCUUUAAUAAUGCUGGUGGUAGUAGUUCUUCAGAGGAGAAGGGUCUUCUUUUGGGUGCUGAGAGGGAUGACUCUGGUUCUGUUGUUGGUUUUCAACUGAUUCCCCAUUCUGUCACAGGUGAUGCAACAAUUGUUGAAUCUCAUGAUAUUGUAGCUGAUGAUAGAGAUGACUUGAGUGAGGAUGCUGAACAGAAGGAGAAAACCCCAACCAAAUUAACAUUCAAUAUCAUUUUUGUUACUGCUGAAGCAGCUCCGUAUUCUAAGACAGGUGGUUUAGGAGAUGUUUGUGGUUCUUUGCCUGUAGCACUAGCUUCUCGGGGUCAUCGUGUAAUGGUCGUCUCGCCUAGGUAUCUGAAUGGAGGUCCUUCAGAUGAAAAAUAUGCUAAUACUGUUGACCUUGAUGUGCGGGCUACGAUCCAUUGCUUUGGUGGUCCCCAGGAAGUAGCCUACUACCAUGAAUACAGGGCAGGUGUUGACUGGGUAUUUGUGGACCACCCUUCUUAUCGCAGACCUGGAACGCCAUAUGGUGAUAUAUAUGGUGCAUUUGGUGAUAAUCAGUUUCGCUUCACUUUGCUUUGUCACGCAGCAUGUGAAGCACCAUUGAUUCUUCCACUGGGAGGGUUCACUUAUGGAGAGAAGUGCUUGUUUCUUGCUAAUGAUUGGCACGCUGCCCUGGUUCCUUUACUUUUAGCAGCCAAGUAUCGUCCUUAUGGUGUUUACAAGGAUGCUCGUAGUAUUGUCGUAAUACACAACAUAGCACAUCAGGGAGUGGAGCCUGCAGCAACCUACCAUAAUUUGGGAUUGCCUCCAGAAUGGUACGGAGCACUUGAAUGGAUAUUUCCCACGUGGGCAAGGGCGCAUGCGCUUGACACUGGUGAAACAGUCAAUGUUUUGAAAGGGGCAGUCGCAAUUGCUGAUCGGAUACUGACAGUUAGCCAGGGGUACUCAUGGGAAAUAACAACUCCUGAAGGGGGAUAUGGACUACAUGAGCUGUUGAGCAGUAGAAAGUCAGUUCUUAAUGGAAUUACUAAUGGAAUAGAUGUUAGUGAUUGGAACCCAUCGACAGAUGAGCAUACUGCUUCACAUUACUCCAUCAAUGACCUCUCUGGAAAGGUCAAAUGCAAGACUGCUCUGCAAAAGGAGUUGGGCCUUCCAAUUCGACCUGAUUGUCCGCUGAUUGGAUUUAUUGGAAGGCUGGACUACCAGAAAGGUGUUGACAUAAUCCUGUCGGCAAUUCCAGAACUUAUGCAGGAUGAUGUCCAAUUUGUAAUGCUUGGCUCUGGUGAGAAACAAUAUGAAGACUGGAUGAGACAUACAGAAGAUCUUUUCAAAGACAAAUUCCGCGGUUGGGUUGGAUUUAAUGUUCCUGUUUCUCAUAGGAUAACAGCAGGCUGCGACAUACUAUUGAUGCCCUCAAGAUUCGAACCUUGUGGUUUAAACCAAUUGUAUGCAAUGAGAUAUGGCACCAUACCUGUCGUUCAUAGCACUGGGGGCCUAAGGGACACGGUGAAGGAUUUUAAUCCAUAUGCUCAAGAAGGAGAAGGUGAAGGUACCGGGUGGACAUUUUCUCCUCUAACGAAAGAAAAGUUGCUUGAUACACUGAAGGUGGCGAUUAGGACUUACGUUGAACAUAAGUCAUCUUGGGAGGGGUUGAUGAAGAGAGGAAUGGAAAGGGACUAUUCCUGGGAAAAUGCGGCCAUUCAAUACGAGCAAGUAUUUGAAUGGGCAUUUAUAGAUCCUCCAUAUGUCAGAUGAUUUAUUAAGAAAGAAUAUAUUAUUGAACAGAAGGGAAAAAGAUACCAGAAUACACUGAGCUUUUGGUGAUAUUAGCUGCGGGCUUAUGUUAGUGUGUAAUGUUCACUUAUCAUUUUUUAUUUUUGCUGAGAAACUAAGUUAGUUCUAAAGACAUAUAGAUGAUCUGUGGGGGAGAGAAAAUGACAGAAACCAAGAACUGCCACUUUGGGAGAAUAGUGGAAACAUGUACAAAGAAUUUAAGGUCUAUUAUGAUUAUAUCCUCUUUUGCGUGUGAGGAGAGGCCAAUUGAUUAAUAUUGGUUCUCAUUUUCUUUAAUA
Molecule: messenger RNA, 2394 nt
Organism: Nicotiana attenuata
Lineage: Eukaryota; Viridiplantae; Streptophyta; Magnoliopsida; Solanales; Solanaceae
Product: soluble starch synthase 1, chloroplastic/amyloplastic
Exons: 15
Coding region: 125-2077 (650 amino acids)
Cellular component (GO): chloroplast
Molecular function (GO): alpha-1,4-glucan glucosyltransferase (UDP-glucose donor) activity
Source: RefSeq, a predicted model, not a curated record